UACGCACAUGUGUUCGCUUGAUAAAUAAAAUGUCAAGAGAUAGGGCCUACUGACUGACACGAAAAAGGCCUAGCGUAGUGAUCGUGUUGAAAUUUAAGUUGCCUUUUGAAAAGAAUCAAGAUAUUGAAUUAAGCAGUCAUCCAAAUUAAUUGUCACCAUGCCUGAACCAGCGGUGGAUAGCAUUGAAGAUCGCAUUCGGAAGUUUAUGCUUUCAAAGAGGGUAAGAGUGGCUGAAUUCUUCAAGGAUUUUGACAAUCUUCGGAGUGGAUGUGUCACCGCAUCCCAGUUCAAGAGAUGUCUGGAUCAGGGUUUUUCAUCAAUUUUGGCCGAGGCAGAAGAGGAAUUGCUGAUAGAGAAAUUCAAGGAGAAGGACGGCAUGGUCAACUACAAGAGAUUUGCUGAUGUUAUUGAGUGUACUUUUCAGCCAAACAACCUCAGAGUUGAACCAAAAUCACAGACUAUUGAACCAGAUGAAUUUCUGGGUACAACUCGCUCCAUCCGUCCACUUAGUCCAGCAUCCGUGCAGAAGGUCAACACCAUCAUUGAGAGAAUUGCGCCUUACUACAAAUACCAUGGCAUCAACAUUAGUUCCAGCUACACAGAUUUUGAUAGGCAUCAUAUUGGCACCGUAACUGACAGCCAGUUUGCUAGGAGUUUCCCUAGACCACCUGGCCUUGAGGAUGAAGAAGUAAAUCUCUUGAUUCGUCGCUACCUGGACCCUAACACCUCUAAUCUUUGUAACUAUCUCAACUUCCACAAUGAUGUGGAAGCAGCCAAGGAGAGACUUGUGGAGAAUUUGUUUGAUCCAUUGCCUGAAAACAAUUACAACAUUCCCAGAGUGGAGAAAGCUGAUGAUGAACUGAAGGAGCUCUUCAAGCGAAUACAGAUUGCAGUCCACAAACAUGGCAUCCGGACCACAGAGUUCUUCUGUGACCACGACAAACUCCGCAGUGGAAUAAUUACAGAGAACCAGUUCCAGUGUGGUCUGAUGCUGUGCGUUGGCAAGGAGGCUGGGCUUACCAGAGGGGAGGUACAACGCCUUGCUGACUAUUACAAGCAACCAGACAGCCGAGUGAGAUACAAGGAAUUCUGCCACCUCAUGGAAAAUGCAUUUAAUGAACCCCAUCUGGAGAAGAAGCCAGAGACUCGUGUCUACCGCCCCCCUCAGGGUCAUCUGUCCCGCUCACUCAACCCACUCAACCAACAAGAAGAAGCUCGAGUUGCUAAGAUACUUGAUGAGUUGGCGUCCACCGUCCAGAGACGAAGACUCAUGUGCUUUCCUCACUUCAAAGAUUAUGAUCGAAGCAAAGCCUACACACGCAACGUCACUCCAUCCCAGUUCCGUCGUAUCUUGCAUUUCUUGGGCAUCAAUGUGGAAUCAGAAGAUUUCAAGCUGCUCUGCCGUAAGUUUGAAGAGCCCAGGGGAGGUGACGUUAACUAUCCAGCCUUCGUCCAAGCAAUCGAUAAAGACUUCAUUGGUUUUACAAUGGAUUCUGAUCAUCCAGUUGAGAAGGAACGACCCAGGACACCGUAUGACCAGAAACCCAUCGAUACAUCUAACGUCAAUAUCACAGAGUUGUUGAAGAGAAUCCGCCAUGAUGUCUUAGUUAACAGAGUCAGGGUCUGCGAGUACUUUCAAGAUUUUGACCCCCUUCGAGAGCAUUCUAUUCCUCGUAGCCAGUUCACCAUGGGCCUGACAGCCAUGGGGCAACAGACCUUGAGCAGAGAAGAAUCUAAGGCUCUCUGUGACUACUACACUAACCCUCAGAAUCCGCUCCACGUCCAGUGGAAGAAAUUUGAGAAGGACAUUGAAAGUGUUUUCACUCAGGUGGAGCCUGAUUUGGAGAAGACGCCCACCAAUCAAGUCCCGCCCCUGGAGUCCUUCCUAGUAGAGAAGCAGGGUACCGUAGACUGGGCCCAGGCUACCCCAGAGCAGACUACUAUUGUUGACCAGGCCAUGGACCGUAUGCGACAGCGUAGCAAUCAGCGUCGUAUUCACUCUAAGCCAUGCUUCCAGGACUACGAUCUCCACAACAUAGGCGUGGUCACCAAGCAGCAAUUCCGUCAAUGCCUGACAUUCCUGGGUCUGAAUGCCUCCGAGAUGGAGAUGGAGCUACUGGAGCUGAAGUACUCCAAUACCAUGGGGUUUAACUACCUGCGGUUCCUGGAUGACCUACAGCCACGAGACAAGCAAGAUCUGAAGUACACCCAGCGUCUGGAGGAACUGCGAUUGGUCAACUCUAAGAGUGUGUCUUUGGAGAAAAACCCACUUACAGACUUUGAAGAGAUCAUGAAGAAAAUUAAGAUUAAGGUCAGCAGAGAGAGGAUGAGAGUGUUGGAGUUUAUCCGUGAUUAUGACAAGCUCCGAACGGGUCGUAUGCUCAAAACAACCUUCCGCCGAGCUCUGGAUUUAGCUCACCUUGAGUUGCAAGCUUCAGAGGUUGACAUCCUUCAACAAAAUUACGAGUAUCCACGUGAUCCAGCCUAUGUUGAAUAUGUUCCAUUCUGUGAUGAGAUUGAAAGCAUCUUCACCCUGAAGCAUCUUGAGAAGGCUCCACAGGUUAAACCCAUCCAAUUCAAGCCUCCAGUCGAGGUGGAUCAGAAUGUCUUGGACAAAGAUUCUGAGAUCAUCUUACAAAGGACUCUUGCCAGACUCGCUGAACAGGUGAGAAAGUCCAACAUGCAGAUGUAUACAUUGUUUGAGGACUAUGAUCGUGUGCACAAUGGCACUGUGUCACAGUCCCAGUUCCGUCGAGUCCUGAGCGAGCUAGAGCUGGGCUCACUGGUUAAUGAGACUGAAUUUCAGGUGCUCUACAAGAAAUUUGAUGUCAAGGUAGGAGGAAAGGAUGACAUCAACUACAUCGCAUUCUGCGACACCAUCUACCAAAUGGCAAAGAUAGAGUUGUUCAGGCCUUAAGUUUUGCAACAUACAGUUCAAACAAACUGGAUACUGCUUAUGUAAAUAAAAACAAAUGUAAUCAGGGUUCAGGGGCAGGAAUGAGAGGCCGAGUUGUCAGGAAGGGGGGGAGGAACUCUGGAUUUAUUUCAGUUACUUUGCUCACUGGUUUUCUACUUGGUAAUGACUUGGUGGCCAUGAGAAGGGGGAUUUUAUCAAAGGAUACGAGCAUUCAGAUAUAUCCCAUACUACUGUCGUUCACGGUCACAGUGAAAAGAAGAAUGCUUGUAUUUAAUCUGCUAAUUACUUUUUGCAGAUUCUCAGUUUAUUGAUAAAUUUUACUUUAUUAUUUGAGUAUCCUGUGUUUCAUAUUUUCAAGCACUGUAAAAAGAAUGGUCAAGUACAUGAAAUUAUAUCUGAAUUUUGGGAACAUUUUAUCUCCCAUGGUUUCAUAAUUUUCUGUCAUAAAAGUUUGUCAGAAAGUUUUCUUGUUUCCGAAACAUGUAAAAAGAGCUACAUUGGAUUUAUAGAGCUGCGUUUCACUUUGCAGAUACAUGUAUUGAACCUGAUGUAAUGAUAAAACUUGUAUUGAUACUAAAAACUAUUAUUUUUUUAGAAAAUUAGUGUUAAUGCAUUAAGUGAAACAUCAAAAUGGGAAAGCAACUUAGAAGUUACAGCAAAAACCAUCCAAGUCCCAGCCGUAACUUUUCAAGUAACUUAAUACGGUCUCAUUCGUAUUUCUUCCUCCACAAACAUUUACAAAUAUGAUUUGUAAUUUGAAAAUAAUUUUCUAAUAAAAAUACACUGAUGAAAGGGAAUCCAGUUAGGCUGCCUGUAGUCUUGUGGGCCUCUUACAUCAAUUUUCCCUAAUUUUGAUAAAUUUGUGAUGUAAAUAAUUACAAAAAUAUGCGUGGAAUAUAACACCGCAUGAUAUUGUGACUAGGUCAUGCCGAAAUACUGGGGUUUCGCCUGUUGUAAAUAAUUUAUGAGCAUUUGAGUUUGUUUUUGAGUAGUUGUCUCCCUUGUUUUUUGUUUUUAGUCUUAAUAAAAGUGUACAGGAAGUCAAACCGACAUGAAUAAAUGUCAUGCAGAAACUUGAUAAGAAGUA
This is a messenger RNA of Acanthaster planci (crown-of-thorns starfish), 4004 nucleotides long. RefSeq lists its product as uncharacterized. The record is from RefSeq and is a predicted model, not a curated record. Lineage: Eukaryota; Metazoa; Echinodermata; Asteroidea; Valvatida; Acanthasteridae.